Protopolystoma xenopodis is the source of this 531-nucleotide messenger RNA. Lineage: Eukaryota; Metazoa; Platyhelminthes; Monogenea; Polystomatidea; Polystomatidae. The record is from the annotation of a GenBank genome assembly.
AUGGACCCAUUCCGUAUUGUCAGUGAUAGUGGGGCGGCUUUCGCGAUGGGCAGCAUUGGGGGUGGACUUGUGCACACUUACAAAGGUCUACGAAACGCUCCAUCAGGUGCCUUCCGUCGAUUAGCCAGUGGUCUGGCCACUUGCCGGCAAAAGGCUCCACUGGUGGGUGGCGCCUUCGCCAUCUGGGGGGGCACCUUCACAGCGGUCGACUGUAGCCUCGUUUUUGCUCGACAGAAGGAGGACCCCUGGAAUUCUAUUGCCAGUGGUGCUGUUACUGGUGCUCUCCUCGCUGUGCGUCAUGGGCCAGCAGCCAUGGCUGGGCAGGCCGUUGUCGGCGGCGUCAUUCUUGCCCUUAUUGAGGGCCUUGGUAUCAUGCUCAAUCGGAUGACGCCUCUCAUUGAAGAUAUCGGCAACCCGUCUAGAAAUGCGUCAAGUCAACCGUUUAAUGCUGGAAAUUAUCAUAAUUAUUAUGCCAGAGGAUGCAGGAAUGGCACAGCAAAUCCCCCUUAUCCACCCAUGAAGAGCCCAUAA